CCGUCUCCAUCUCCAAGCCCUGAAGAAACUGGGCGAAGGGAGAUAAGCAGAUACCCCACGCUCUGGAUAGUCAUUAAUAUCCUAGCAACCGUUACAAUUGUAUACAUCAAUAAAUCCAUCUUUUCAGAUCCCGCCUUCAGGAAAUGCCAGUUCAGCUUCGUCGCGUAUCACUUCACCAUCACUGGCGUCCUCCUGUUCAUCGUGCGACGAGCCUCGAUCCUAAAGAUCGCGCCCACAGAUACCCCCUUAAUCGCGAUGCUGCCCCUUUCCCUCAUCAUGCUCGCCAAUAUUCUCCUGAUGAACCUGUCCCUGGCCUACAGUUCGAUCAUCAGCUACCAGAUCGUCCGCAUCCUCCUCACCCCACUGACCGUGCUCAUCAACCUCUUCUUCUACAACUCCAAGAUCCCGCUGUACGCAGCGCUGGCGCUUGUGCCCGCCUGCCUCGGUGUAGGGCUCGCCACCUACGCCGACCUACUCCCCGGCCGGCGAUCGCUCCCCUCAAACCCCGGGGUCAUGGACUCAACGUCAGCCCUAGGCAUCAUCUACGCAUUCAGCGGGGUCUUCUGCUCCGCGCUAUACACCGUCUGGGUGGCGCACUACCACUCGCGCCUGAACAUCUCCAGCAUCCAACUGCUCUACAAGCAAGCCCCCUUCUGCGCGAUCUUCAUCGGCGGCAUCUCGCUGCUCACUGAUACGUUUCCGACUACGGCGACAAUCACACCCCGCAAAUGCGGUCUCCUGCUACUCAGUGGCGGGUGUGCGUGCUUGAUCAACCUCUCGUCCUUCCACGUGAUCCACGGUGCGGGCACGGUGACCAGGACAGUGGUGGGCCAGACAAAGACGUGUCUCAUCAUUGCGCUGGGGUGGGUGUGCAGCUCGCCUGCGAUGGCGACGGAGAGUAUUCUGGGUGCGCUGCUUGCGGUGCUCGGCAUGGUA
Molecule: messenger RNA, 936 nt
Organism: Aspergillus uvarum CBS 121591
Lineage: Eukaryota; Fungi; Ascomycota; Eurotiomycetes; Eurotiales; Aspergillaceae
Exons: 2
Cellular component (GO): Golgi apparatus
Molecular function (GO): antiporter activity
Source: RefSeq, a predicted model, not a curated record